This is a messenger RNA of Arvicola amphibius (Eurasian water vole), 687 nucleotides long. RefSeq names its product keratin-associated protein 10-1-like. Gene Ontology annotation, cellular component: keratin filament. The record is from RefSeq and is a predicted model, not a curated record. The transcript has a single exon. The coding region runs from base 1 to 687 and encodes 228 amino acids. NCBI's taxonomy places the organism in Eukaryota, Metazoa, Chordata, Mammalia, Rodentia, Cricetidae.
AUGGCCGCCUCCACCAUGUCCGUCUGCUCUGACGCUUGCACCAACUCCUCCUGGCAGGUGGACGACUGCCCAGAGAGCUGCUGUGAGCCUGGCUGCUGUGCCCUCAGCUGCUGCCAGUCCAGCUGCUGUGCCCCCAGCUGCUGUGUCCCCAGCUGUUGUGCCCCAGCCCCCUGCCUGACCCUCAUCUGCACCCCAGUGAGCUGUGGGUCCGGCCCCUGCUGCCAAUCUGCCUGCAGCAGCUGCUGCACACCCUCAUGCUGCCAGCAGUCUAGCUGCCAGCCCUCAUGCUGCACCUCCUCACCUUGUUGUGUGACCCUUUGCUGCAAGCCUGUCUGCUGCACACCCAUCUGCUCUGGAUCCUCCUGCUGCCAGCAGUCUAGCUGUCAGCCAUCCUGCUGUGUGCCUGUCUGCUGCAAGCCUGUCUGCUGCACACCCAUCUGUUCUGGAUCCUCCUCCUGCUGCCAGCAGUCUAGCUGCCAGCCCUCAUGCUGCCAGCCAUCCUGCUGUGUGCCUGUCUGCUGCAAGCCCUGCUCCAGCGUGUCCCUGCUCUGCCGCCCUGUGUGCAGACCUGCCUGCUGUGUUCCCAGCUCCUCCUGCUGUGCCUCCUCCUGCCAGCCCAGCUGCUGUCGCCCAGCCUCCUGUGUGUCCCUGAUCUGCCGCCCUGCCUGCUCAUGCCCCUCUUGUUGA